Messenger RNA from Coffea eugenioides, 2275 nucleotides. Its product is annotated as DEAD-box ATP-dependent RNA helicase 17. Gene Ontology annotation, molecular function: nucleic acid binding; RNA helicase activity; ATP binding. The transcript is spliced from 10 exons. The coding region runs from base 95 to 1867 and encodes 590 amino acids. Gene Ontology annotation, cellular component: nucleus. The record is from RefSeq and is a predicted model, not a curated record. Gene Ontology annotation, biological process: ribosome biogenesis. NCBI's taxonomy places the organism in Eukaryota, Viridiplantae, Streptophyta, Magnoliopsida, Gentianales, Rubiaceae.
GAAAAUUCAGCAAGAAAAGGCCCAAACGAUGGUAAGUAAGUAUUUGAUUUGAAACAAAUUUAAAGACCAGGAAGAAGAAGCAGCAGCAGGAAAGAUGGAGGUCAAGAAGAGUAGCAGUAAAGUUUCUUCGGAAGAGGUGUUCGCUUCUUGCUCCUUCUCUAGCCUCGGCCUCGACCCUAAGUUAUGCGACCAGCUCAAAGAGAGGCUAGGAUACGAGGUCCCAACUUUGGUUCAAGCUCAGGCAAUUCCUGUCAUUGUUUCCGGUCGACAUGUGCUUGUGAAUGCGGCAACUGGGACUGGGAAAACUUUGGCUUACUUGGCUCCAGUUAUUCAUCACUUACAAAAGUAUGAACCCAAGAUUGAUAGGUCUGAUGGUACUUUUGCGUUGGUUCUUGUACCAACGCGUGAAUUAUGCAUGCAGGUGCUUGAAAUCUUGCAGAAGAUAUUGCACCGUUUUCACUGGAUUGUUCCUGGAUAUAUAAUGGGUGGGGAAAAGAGGUCAAAAGAGAAAGCUAGGUUGCGCAAAGGUAUAUCCAUCCUUGUUGCUACUCCAGGACGUCUUUUGGAUCACUUAAGAAAUACAUCAUCAUUCCUUUACAAGAAUUUACGUUGGGUAAUAUUUGACGAAGCAGACAGAAUUCUCGAAUUGGGGUUUGGAAAAGACAUUGAAGAGAUACUUGAUAUUUUGGGUUCAAGGCAACAGAGUGCUGUAGCCAAAGAUGAUAUUACUUCUAGGUAUUCUCAUUUCCAGAGGCAGAAUCUACUUUUGUCAGCUACACUGAAUGAAAAAGUGAACCAUCUUGCCAAAAUUAGUUUAGAAAACCCUGUUUUGAUUGGUCUCAAUGACAAGAAAGUGCAACUCAAGUCGUUUCAUGAGCAUGUGGGUCCUGUAGAAUCUGACUUGGAGAAUGAAAUGGGCAAUUCUGGUGAAUAUCUGUGUUCUUCAGACGAAUUUAAACUUCCUGCUCAACUAGCUCAGAGAUAUGUAAAAGUACCCUGUGGUGCUCGACUUGUUGUGCUUCUUUCUAUUCUAAAACAUCUGUUUGAGAGGGAAGCUUCACAAAAAAUUGUGGUAUUCUUUUCAACAUGUGAUGCUGUGGAUUUUCAUUAUUCACUUGCAACUGACUUUCAAUGGCCUCCGAAUUCACAAAUGGAAGCAGAAUUCAGGCAGAUGUUUUUGGGAUGCAAAAUUUUUCGCUCACACGGAAAAAUGGAUAAUGAGAAGAGGAGAGCUACAUUUCAGGCUUUUAAAUCUGAAAAAUCUGCUCUACUUUUGUCUACAGAUGUUGCUGCUAGGGGCCUGGAUUUUCCAAAGGUCAGAUACAUUAUACAGUAUGAUUCUCCUGGGGAGGCAGCUGAGUAUGUGCACAGGGUUGGAAGAACUGCCCGUUUGGGUGAGGAGGGUGAAUCUUUGUUGUUUUUGCAACUGUUAGAAAUUGAUUACCUGCAAGAUCUGGAGAAACAUGGAGUUGUGCUUGGAGAGUACCCUCUCCUCAAAAUGUUGGAUGGCUUUAGCGUGCAUGGAGUCAAGAAACAAGUGAAGAAUUUAGUUACAAUAGAGAGGCACCCCUGGGUUCUUUCUUUGCAAAAGGCUCUAGAAACCUUUAUUUCAACAACACCAAAGAUAAAGAAACUGGCCCAGAAUGCGUUUUGGUCAUGGGUUAAAGCAUACUCAACCCAUCGUGGUGAGCUGAAAAGGAUUUUUGUGGUGCAAAAACUUCAUUUAGGGCAUGUGACAAAAAGUUUUGCAUUGAAAGAACAACCCUCUCUGGUUAGUAAAUCAAAUCAAAAGGAAUUUAAGAAAAGGAAGAGGGAUGAGAAACAGAAAGGAAUCUCAAAGAAGAGAAAAUUUGCUAAAAAAUCAUGAUGCUCAUGUUACUGGGAAGCCGUGUGCUCUCUCCUUGAAUGUGCUAUGUAGACAAAGCUAAAAUUGUACAGCAUCCUCAUUCAUACAAGCUCGUGUUGACCUUGUCAAGGUAUGAUGUGGAAGCCUUGAGAAGCUCGUGGGCUUUUCUAUCCUGCCUGUCCAGCGAGAGUUGCAAAUGCUGGUGCGGAUAUGAUUCUCUCGUCAGGUGAAGGCGUGUUUACCAUUAUGCCUUGAGUGCCAUGAUAUUUUGUAGAAAAUUACCUACGGCGCAGGUUUCUAUAGCCAUUUACAUUGUCGGCACUGUAAUUCCCAAAAUCUAGUGCUUUCUGCCGUGUUGGUAGCUUUUUAUUGCAUUAUAUUCUUUAUAUUCAAAUGAAUACUGUCAAACUGGGACGCUCAGGUUUUUUA